Paramacrobiotus metropolitanus is the source of this 918-nucleotide messenger RNA. Its product is annotated as cystatin-A-like. Gene Ontology annotation, cellular component: cytosol. The coding region runs from base 219 to 536 and encodes 105 amino acids. The record is from RefSeq and is a predicted model, not a curated record. NCBI's taxonomy places the organism in Eukaryota, Metazoa, Tardigrada, Eutardigrada, Parachela, Macrobiotidae. Gene Ontology annotation, molecular function: cysteine-type endopeptidase inhibitor activity. The transcript has 3 exons.
AUCAAGCUGCAAAACAGUAUUGGUUUGUUUAUUUUUCUGCAUUGUCAGCCACCGUCUGUUUGCUAGCCUGCAAAAUUCCGAAUUAUCUAUCAAAACUGCAUAAAAGCCAAAGAGUGGUGUGAGCGUUUGUUAUCCGUGUAACAGUAGUUUGUCUGUGGCGGUCGUUUCAGUGUAGGGUUGCUGUUGCAGUGUUGCUGGUUGCAGUUUAAUUUGUCAGAAUGGCCGAUCAGGAUCCUCCCGUUAUUCACCAGGAGUUCCACGCCAAAGUGCACGAGCACAAGCCCAUGGUGUGUGGCGGGUACGGCGAGGAGCGGCCCGCCAACGAUCACAUCAAUCAGGUCGUGCACAAGGUGCGGAAGGACGUGGAGGCCAAGCACGGGGCGGCGGAGGUGUACGAGGUGGUCUCCUACCGCUCGCAGGUGGUCGCCGGCACCAACUACCAAGUGAAGUUGCGCCUGGGGCCCAACAAGGUGGUGGACAUCAAGAUCUUCGAGCCGCUGCCCGGCAAGGACGCCGAGCCGCGGCUGGUCGAGUGAGUGACUGCAGCGGCUGGCCGGACGGACGGACGGAAGGAGACAUCCACGCUUUAGCCGGCCCAGGGGGAUAACAUUUCCAUCCCAGUCGCUCCAUCCUGGCCGACGUCCGCCGCCCCGGAAUCUUUUACCAUUCUUUUAUGGCUUUUCCGCUGCUCUGAUGCGCUGGCGUCGCUGCAUUGGCAACGCUUCUGCUUUGUCCUUUUUUAUUGCCUCCUAACCGCUCACGUGCAACGUGUCUUCAUCCGUUUUUUCAAGGCUGUUUACCACGCUGCCGGGCUGUGUAUCGGUGGGAAGCUUCUUCUUUCUUGUUGCUUUUUUUUUAAUCCGCAUUAAGCGGGCUUAAUUCUAACCGGCCGAACAGUAAAUAAAAUAGCUCAACUCG